CUUUCUUUCCGUUCCCUAUCUUUUUUCCCUUUUUCUUUUAUUUUUUAUUUUUUUUUUCCUUAAAUCGACCCUAUCCAUGACAAAGCUUCACCUUGCUCUUUUAGUUUGUGAUACACCAAAGCCUCAAGUACUUGAAAAGCAUGGAGAUUAUCCUCAUAUGUUUUCGCAAGCAUUCGCCAAAGCUGUAUCCAAGCAACAACAACAAGAUCAAGUGAGUUGGGAAUAUUUCGAUGUUGUUCACAAGCAAGAAUACCCUACUGACACUAGUCGGUUUGAUGCCAUUGUGCUUACAGGUUCGGCAGCUACAGCAUAUCAAGAUGAACCAUGGAUUCUCAAACUUAUCUCAUUUAUUCAAGAACAAAUGCAACAACCCAAUAAGAAAAAACUCGUAGGGAUCUGUUUUGGUCAUCAAAUCAUUGCUCUUGCUGCUGGUGGCAAGUGUGGCAAAAAUCCAAAGGGUUGGGAGCUUGGAUAUUAUGAAAUCUCUUUGACUCCUUUUGGUAAACAAUUUUUCCAUACGGAUAAACAAGUUUUGCGAUUGAAUCAAGUUCAUCAAGAUCAUGUUACUGAAUUACCCAUUGGAUUCCAAUGUUUGGCAACAACUAGUCCUCAUACACCUAUUCAUUCCAUGGUCUCCAAUGAUGGACAAUGUAUCACUAUACAAGGUCAUCCGGAAUUCAAUAGGGAUACUGUACGAAUUUUACUGAAUUUACGAGCGGAUGCUGGUGUCAUAUCUCGGGAUUUCGCAGAUCUGGAACUAGGCAAAUUGGAUCAAGCUGGCCCUGAUAUGGAAGAUACUUGGUUAGUCCAACAAUUCAUAGACUUUAUUCAAGGGAAACUCUCAGUGCAAAUAGAUUAGUUAUAUAAUAAAUGUUUUGUCUGGGAUUAAAAAUACUUACCUUUUUUCUUUUUCUCGU
Molecule: messenger RNA, 917 nt
Organism: Halteromyces radiatus
Lineage: Eukaryota; Fungi; Mucoromycota; Mucoromycetes; Mucorales; Cunninghamellaceae
Product: class I glutamine amidotransferase-like protein
Exons: 3
Coding region: 77-859 (260 amino acids)
Cellular component (GO): nucleus; cytosol
Source: RefSeq, a predicted model, not a curated record